This is a messenger RNA of Podospora pseudocomata, 1092 nucleotides long. It is a transcript of the gene arc1, whose product is annotated as ARP2/3 actin-organizing complex subunit Sop2. The record is from RefSeq and is a predicted model, not a curated record. Lineage: Eukaryota; Fungi; Ascomycota; Sordariomycetes; Sordariales; Podosporaceae. The coding region runs from base 1 to 1092 and encodes 363 amino acids. Gene Ontology annotation, biological process: Arp2/3 complex-mediated actin nucleation. The transcript is spliced from 3 exons. Gene Ontology annotation, cellular component: actin cytoskeleton; Arp2/3 protein complex. Gene Ontology annotation, molecular function: actin filament binding.
AUGUCGGCCCCCGAAGUCCACCACCUUUUCCACAAUCCCAUUGCGGAUCACUCGUUCUCAGCUGACCGCCAAACGCUGGCCAUUGCGCGCGACACCACUGUCGAGCUCUACGGAAGGGUCGGGAAUAGCUUCAAACUCAAGGAUGAGCUCAAGGGCCACGACAAGACUGUGACCAGCAUUGAUAUUGCCCCCAACUCAGGGCGCAUUGUUACCUGCUCUCAGGAUCGCAAUGCCCUCGUGUGGGAACCUACCCCCCAAGGCUAUAAACCGACCCUCGUCCUCCUGCGCAUCAACCGAGCUGCCACCUUUGUACGCUGGUCGCCGAACGAGACCAAGUUUGCGGUUGGAUCUGGUGACAGACUGAUCGCGAUCUGCUAUUUCGAGGAGGAAAAUGACUGGUGGGUCUCGAAGCACUUGAAGAAGCCGAUUCGCAGUACCAUCACCACUGUCGCAUGGCAUCCCAACUCGGUCCUUCUUGCCGCUGGCUCUACCGAUGCCCAUGCGCGCGUCUUGUCCAGCUUCAUCAAGGGCGUCGACGCCAGGCCAGAGCCCACCGCCUGGGGUGAGAGAUUGCCCUUCAACACCAUCUGUGGCGAGUACUUGAACAACUCGGCUGGUUGGAUUCACUCUGUGGCUUUCUCCCCCAGCGGAGAUGCUCUUGCCUUUGCCGCGCAUGACAGCAGCAUCACUGUUGUGUAUCCAAGCGCCCCUGAGCAGCCGCCCAGGGCUGUUGUCACCAUCAACACCCAGCUGCUCCCCUUUAUGAGCCUCAUCUGGAAUGGAGAGGCUGAGAUCAUUGCCGCCGGAUAUGACUGCGAGGCUUUCCGGUUCAAGGGUGGUCUUAAUGGCUGGCAGCUGAGCGGAACGAUUGAGGCCAAGAGCCGCCCUGGUCUUGGUGAUGCCCGGGAAGAGUCCGCGCUCAACAUGUUCAAGCAGAUGGAUCUGAAGGGCAAGGUCAAAGAUGACACCCAGCUCAAGACAGUCCAUCAAAACACCGUCACAAUGCUGCGUCCCUACGAAACUUCUGGUGAUGCCGUUGCUAAGUUUAGUUCAAGCGGCGUGGACGGGCGCCUUGUUAUUUGGAACGUUUAA